Messenger RNA from Colias croceus (clouded yellow), 1169 nucleotides. RefSeq names its product intraflagellar transport protein 46 homolog (gene IFT46). NCBI's taxonomy places the organism in Eukaryota, Metazoa, Arthropoda, Insecta, Lepidoptera, Pieridae. Gene Ontology annotation, biological process: cilium assembly; intraciliary transport. The transcript is spliced from 7 exons. The record is from RefSeq and is a predicted model, not a curated record. Gene Ontology annotation, cellular component: intraciliary transport particle B; motile cilium; centrosome. Bases 27 to 1139 code for a protein of 370 amino acids.
UGAAGGGUUGUAAUGACAUCCAACAAAUGUACGACGAGACGGUGGAGGUGAACGGUACAGAGAUAGAAAGCCCCAGCUCUGAGGAGGGACUUGAGGAAAUGUCCAAAUUCAACCCGCCUGUGCGGCACACCGCUCGCCAUGAUUUCGACUCAGAUUCUGAAAGCGAUUCCAGUCCGGACAAAUUUGAGAACUUUUCAGAGGAGGAUCUGUCCCCUGACAGAAAGUCUGAACAUUCAGAUAAGGAUGAGGUGAAGCAAACCAAAGAAUCUACCGAAUUAUCCAGGCAGUCGAGCAGACGCCAUGAUUCUUCUAAUUCUGAAACAGAUUCCGGAGAUAUAGAGCCAGAUUUGACAAGACCAGACCCAGUGCUGCCAUCAGCAGGGAGUGGCAAGAAACGAGGCGUGGUGAUCCCUGCAGAGGGAGCUUACGAUCCCAAGCAGUUUGCAGACCUUAAGGUGCCCCCGGAAAUGGAGAAUAUAUUUCAGUAUAUUAUGAAAUAUACGCCGCAAAAGAUCGACAUCGAGUUCAAGCUACAACCCUUCGUGCCGGAGUACGUGCCUGCUGUUGGCGACGCGGAUGCGUUCAUAAAAGUGACGGCCCCGGCGUGCGGACCGCGGGCGACCCUUGCUGAGCAGGCGCUUGAGUUUAUUGAUAAUUUGGGUUUAACGAUACUAGAUGAGCCGUCGGCUGAGCAAAGCGAAUCGGCGUUGUUACACUUGCAACUACGCGCCAUAUCGAAAACGUCCAGCGCUAAAUCUACUGUGUUAACCAAGAAGAUAGACAACGCAGAGAAGAACCCAAAAGCGAUCGAGCGCUGGAUCAAGGAUGUCAGCGAGCUGCACAUGUCAAAGCCGGCACCUACCGUCACUUAUACUGCGAAAAUGCCAGACAUAGACAGCCUGAUGGAGGAAUGGCCAGAGUCAAUGGAAGAAACGCUAAACGACGUCGGUUUCCCGCCUUCCACGCUCGACUGUUCGCUGUCAGAAUACGUAGAUUUAAUCUGUGCCGUGUUUGACAUUCCCGUCGUUGGUGACACUUUGAAUGACAGAAUACAAGCGCUACAUUUGCUGUUUAGUCUGUAUUCAGCUGUCAAAAAUUCGCAGUUAUACGCGGAUAGGAUAAAAGAAGAAAAGGGAUAAAUGUAACAAUAUUAAAUUAUUCUACAGUUU